GCAGCCGAAGCAAUCGGUUGCUUCCUGAUGCUUGCCAUUCAGGAGCUUCAUGGGGCGUGCAAGGCAACUUUACGGUCAAGAGUCAUCAUGCCAGUGGCCUUUCAUCGGUCCAAUGUUCGCAGCGAUGGUAGUGACUGCUUUUUGUUUGAUUUGCUGGCUCACAGCAGCAAAGCCGCCAGAUGUGCAACAAAGUAUUGCGCAGCAAAUCCGCGAGGAUUCAGCUCUGGGGCCAAAUCGAGAUCAGCGAGGCUGUUUGCAAUCAGCUGGAUUUGUUUGGUGUGAAGGAAUUGGAAGGUGCAUCCGCCCUUGGAAGGAAACAUGUCCGGGUGGGACAGAGUUCUGUCGAAGCUAUUGCGCGACGUUGAAGCUGGAUGAUGAAAAGAGGAAAGGACUUCAAGGAGCGACGUUGGACUCAUACCAGUGUUCCAUGAUUUCCGAUUUGUUGGUGUAUGUAUCACAUUCUGUCACUACGUGUCAUGCUAUUGCAAUUCCAGAGCAAGAAGUAGAAGAUGCCGAGCCACUGUCUGACCUGAAAGCCUUCAACUUAUCUUUUAACGAAGAUCUGUCAAAUGUCCAGAUGGACCCGUAAAAUGUGGAUUCUCAAUCAUAUGUCCUUUGUUUUUUCCUCGGCUUAGGGUGUUGGUUGGAUGUCGUUUACCUUGCCAAAUUUACGCCGAACACUGACAAAAGGCUACCUGUGCAGCUAUGUGAAUUAAGAUCAUUUUGAAUCCGAACCUGAUGUUUCUUGGGAUGAGACAAUUUUUUGCCCUGCUGUACCUUCAAGCUUCCACAAUGUUGAUAGAUUUCUUCCCUGAUGGGUCUGGCGCCCUUGCUGUUCCUGGGGGCCGGGCUCGAGUGCAGCUUCAGGUAUCCGCUGUGGCUGCCAAGGAGUCCUCGACAACAACAAAUAGAUGAGAUGGCAACAGCAGCUGCGCAAUGUGCUUCAUUCCUGCGUGAAUAAAAGGUGGAUGAAAGUGCUUAAAUCAUCUUGAACCUAUCCAGUCUGAAGUGACACUGUAUAGCUUCCAAGCAAGAAAC
Cladocopium goreaui is the source of this 1038-nucleotide messenger RNA. Lineage: Eukaryota; Dinophyceae; Suessiales; Symbiodiniaceae. The record is from the annotation of a GenBank genome assembly.